This is a messenger RNA of Colletotrichum phormii, 1082 nucleotides long. RefSeq lists its product as uncharacterized. The transcript has 3 exons. Bases 136 to 936 code for a protein of 266 amino acids. Lineage: Eukaryota; Fungi; Ascomycota; Sordariomycetes; Glomerellales; Glomerellaceae. The record is from RefSeq and is a predicted model, not a curated record.
CUCCAUCAAGAACGUCACUCGACUCAUCGAUAGUCUUGAACUUUCUGUGUUGCUUCAUGAAGGCCACCCCAGUUGACAGAUAACACAAUCACAAAAGGCUUAGCUUCUUAAAUAACAACCAGAAGUGCCUCUGAGAUGGUCCAACACCUCUGUCGAGAAGCUGGGCUGCAGGCCUUCAUCGGCGCAAUAGAAGAGGAUGGGUGCGUUGUUAUCAAAGACUUCACGGACCAUGCGUCCCUUGAUGCCGCACACGAGGAAGUUCAGCCAUAUCUCAAUGCGUCGCUUGCGCAGUCUGGGAGCACUGUUGGGGCAUUGAACGGUGGGACUGCAACCUGUACAAGGCUCGAAAUUGCCGAUCACUUCAUUGGGCUUGAGACCGAAAUAUGGUACGGAGAUGAACCCACAAUCCACAAGUCCGACCCUCUGCUCUCCAUUUCCAUCACUAUGUCCUCACAGCCAGGAGCAAAAGCCCAGAAACUCCAUCGCGACGAUAAGAACCAUCACGCGAGGCACAUAAAGGCCAGUCACCACACAAAGGGCCGCGACAUGCUGCUCGGCCUUUUCGUUCCGGAAUGCGACACUUUCGAAACAAACGGUGCGACCCGGAUCGUUCCUGGAUCGCAUCUGUGGGGUGACGGAAAGCCUGACUUCGGCCCCGAUGGCCAAAGUGGUGUUCAAAAUGCGGAACUGAAGAGAGGCGAGGCAUCUGUUAUGCUGGGCAGUCUGUAUCAUGGCGCCGGACAGUAUUCUCUAGAGACGGGAAGUCGAACGGUGCACAUUAUGUUCAUGUGUAGCGGCGAAAUUCAGUAUCUCAGCUACCCGAUCGAGGAUGUCAAGACCUAUUCGAAGCUCGUGCGUGACCAUCUAGGCUGGAAGCAGUCUGAACCCAACUUGGGAUGGGUUGAUUUGAAAUCACCAGAGUACCUCCUAGAUUGAAGAUACAAUAAGGGGAAAAGUAGGUGUGGCGGUUUGAGCCGUGGGUCCACUGACCUGUAUGGACACGGGCUGGCUGCCAUGCUCAAAGUCUAUCCUCAUUCCCUCUCAAACAUCAAGGUAGUCGCAAGCACAAGGUGUGAGCCUGG